CAAAUCGAACAAGAAUUAUUGGAACCCAAAACAACAAAACAUAAAUUUGCAGGCCAAAUACAGAAAUUCAGGAGAAAAAGCUUAUCCUUUUUGUUGCUCCCUGGUCUGGAGUGAUUGACUUUCAAAUUUCAACAAAAACCCAAAAAAAAAAUUUCAUCCGACCAUGGCUGCGUUUAUGCUCUUUUACUUAUUGCUGCCAACUAUUUUGGGCAAGUCUUGGGCUUCGGAAACUAGUGAGACAGAGCUCGAGUUGCUGACUCGGGAGCUCUUGGCAUCGGCGAAGGAGGCCGAGUUCUUUGAGUGGAUGAGGGGAGUGAGGAGGAGAAUCCACCAGUACCCAGAGAUUGGGUUCGAAGAGCACAGGACGAGUCAACUCAUCAGGACCGAGCUCGACACCCUAGGAAUUGAGUACACGUGGCCUGUUGCCAAGACUGGUGUGGUGGCUUCCGUUGGUUCUGGCUCCAAACCAGUGUUUGCUCUCAGGGCUGACAUGGACGCUCUCCCUCUUCAGGAACAAGUAGAGUGGGAGUUCAAGAGCAAGAUAGAUGGCAAAAUGCACGCAUGUGGGCACGAUUCUCAUGUGGCAAUGUUGCUUGGCGCAGCCAAGUUACUCCAAAGUAAAAGAGACAUUCUAAAGGGAACUGUGAAGCUGGUUUUUCAGCCGGGAGAAGAGGGUUAUGCCGGAGCUUACCAUAUGUUACAACAUGGCAUUCUUAACGAUAUUGAUGCCAUCUUCUUCAUACAUGUUAUGCCAUCACUGCCAACGGGUGUCAUUGCUUCACGGCCAGGUCCAAUGCUAGCCGGCGCUGGCCUUUUUUCAGCAACAAUCAAAGGAAAAGGUGGGCAUGCAGCUGCUCCACAUAAGAGUAAGGACUCGAUUCUUGCAGCAGCAUCAGCUGUUGUGGCUCUUCAGCAGAUUGUUUCAAGAGAGAUAAAUCCUCUUGAGGCCGGGGUGGUGACAGUUGGGUACUUAAAGGGAGGUGAAGCAGGAAAUGUGAUCCCCGAGUCUGUGAACUUUGGGGGAACUUUCAGGAGCUUGACAAUGGAAGGACUCAGCCAUAUCCAAGAAAGGAUCAAAGAGGUCAUAGAACUGCAAGCAGCCGUGCAUCGCUGUGAGGGUACAGUGGACUUCAUGGAGGAAACACCGCUGCCUUAUCCAGUGAUGAUUAACAACGAAGCAUUGUAUGAGCACGCAAAGAAGGUUGGUGAGGUUCUACUCGGGGAAUCUAAUGUGGAGCUUCAACCAUUGAUCAUGGGAGCAGAGGAUUUCAGCUUCUACUCACAUAAGUUUGCGGCUGCAAUUUUCGUUCUCGGGAUAAAGAAUGAGAGUCUAAAAUCAGACCAGCCAUUGCACUCGUCUCUAUUUGUCAUAGACGAACAGGCUUUUUCUGUUGGAGCAGCUCUCAAUGCUGCUGUUGCAAUAUCUUACAUGGAUACACAUGAUGUUGGGAACUCAUUAAAAAUUUGAAAUGCUUCCUUCAAAGUUCUGCAAUGUAAAUUUUUGGAUGCAGAAACAAAAAAGAACUCGAGUAUGCCAGAAGAAUUUCAGUGUACAUUGAUUGCUAAUGGAUUUGCACCUCACCCUCAAGUCUUGUACAUCAAUAACUUAUUUAUUUUGUUACUGUUGGAGUAAAUAUGUUUUUAUUUAAA
Malus domestica (apple) is the source of this 1650-nucleotide messenger RNA. Its product is annotated as IAA-amino acid hydrolase ILR1-like. Gene Ontology annotation, cellular component: endoplasmic reticulum. Gene Ontology annotation, molecular function: IAA-Ala conjugate hydrolase activity. The record is from RefSeq and is a predicted model, not a curated record. Gene Ontology annotation, biological process: auxin metabolic process. Lineage: Eukaryota; Viridiplantae; Streptophyta; Magnoliopsida; Rosales; Rosaceae.